Messenger RNA from Lathyrus oleraceus (garden pea), 603 nucleotides. RefSeq lists its product as uncharacterized. Bases 1 to 603 code for a protein of 200 amino acids. The record is from RefSeq and is a predicted model, not a curated record. NCBI's taxonomy places the organism in Eukaryota, Viridiplantae, Streptophyta, Magnoliopsida, Fabales, Fabaceae. The transcript has a single exon. Gene Ontology annotation, molecular function: nucleic acid binding; RNA-DNA hybrid ribonuclease activity.
AUGGAUCCAAUAAAGUACAUUUUUAAGAAGCCCACUGUCAGUGGAAGGAUUUCUCGGUGGCAAAUGAUGUUAACCGAAUACGACAUCCAAUAUGUAACACAUAAAGCUAUCAAGGGGAGCGUCUUGAAUGACUACCUUUCCCAUCAACCCGUGGAGGGUUACCAAUCGAUAAAGUUUGACUUUCCUGAUGAGGACAUUAUGUUCAUUCGAGAUUGCAAUAUCCUGGGCCCUGACGAAGGACCCGAACCAGGAUCGCGGUGGACGCUCAUGUUCCACGGUGCCUCUAAUGCAAAAGGACAUGGGAUAGGAGAAAUUAUCACAUCUUCGAAUGAUUUUCACAUUCCAUUCACUGCUAGAUUAUGCUUUGACUGCACCAAUAAUAUGGAAGAAUAUGAGGCAUGCAUCUACGAUAUUGAAGCAGCUAUUGACUUAAGAAUCAAGAUUUUUGAGGUGUACAGAAACUCUGCUUUAGUGAUUAGUCAAGUUCGAGGAGACUGGGAAACUCGGGAUAAGAAGUUGGUUUCGUACAGAGAACACGUGGUGAAGUUGAUUCCUUAUUUUGAUGAAAUCACUUUUCAUUAUAUCCCAAGGGAAGGGAAUUAG